AUGGCCACCGGAUCAUUUCUGACGGCCAUUGAUCUGAAAGACUAUUCGGACAUCUCACAACUACCAAAGACCGCGGUCUACGCCGGCGGUCUAUAUGCGACCAUCUCCGCGGGAAAUAUCGACAACGCCUUCCGCCUGCUCAAAGACACCGUUGGAAGACACCAAGUCUCUCUGGAAGUCUCCAAUGUCCAACUUCAGCAGGAUGUAAUCGAUCUUCUGGAUGCCGGCGCAGCGAGGAUCUUUGUGUCAAGUACUCAAGCUUCGGGUUUCAGCCAGAUCCCAAAUCUUGACACGACGAGGAUUGUGUACUGUCCCGAUGGUGCUUCGGCUGACGUGACGGCGGAUCUGGACGGAACAUCGUUCGGUUUGUACCUCCAGAAUGUCGGAAGUGCUGAAGCUGUUGGCAGCAUUCUCCACGAGAUGGGAAAGAAGCGGCCGACAGUGUAUGUCUCAAAGUCAGGCAUGUCGGAAAGCGAUGCCGUAGAGCUCUGCAGACAAGAUGCCAUCCCCAUUAUUCCCGCCACUCGACUGUCUCUUGACUCAAUUGCGUCAUCUGAAGAGAUCCGCGUGGCCGCUCUACUUCUCGCUCGCGCAAAGAGCGAUCGCCCGGACGGCUUGCUCACCACGCUGGUCGCGGACGAAAGAGGGACCGCGCUUGGGUUGGUUUACAGCAACGAAGAAAGUGUGGCCGAAAGCCUGCGCUCCGGGAGGGGUGUCUACCACAGCCGCAAACGCGGCCUGUGGCGCAAGGGUGACACCAGCGGCGACUGGCAGGAACUACUAAGAAUCGACUUUGAUUGUGACAACGACUGCCUGCGCUUCGUGGUACGCCAGCAAGGCCACGGGUUCUGUCAUCUUCAGACCGCGACUUGCUUUGGAGACUACCACGGUCUGUCCAAGCUGCAGAAGACCUUGCAGAGCCGCAAACGCUCCGCACCCGAAGGCUCGUAUACUGCAAGACUCUUCAGUGAUCCAAAAAUGCUUAACGCCAAGAUCAUGGAGGAAGCAUCUGAAUUGUGUGAAGCGACUUCAAAGGACGACAUUGCCGCCGAAGCUGCCGAUCUGUUGUACUUUGCCUUGACGAAAGCCACAGCUGCCGGGGUGACCUUGGAAGACAUUGAGCGAAACCUGGAUGCAAAGAGUGUCAAGGUCAAGCGGAGGAAGGGUGACGCGAAGGGGCCGUAUGCUGAGAAGUUUGGAGUCACCACUGGAGCGGCGACUAAUGGCAACACUGCGACGAUUCGAGAAGCAGAGUCCAAGCCCAAAAGCAAGGACGAUCCUGCAGGCUUGGACAAAGACGGCAAAAUUCGAAUGCGGAGAUACGUGACGGCGAAAGAAACGCCUGAGACCAUUCGCGCGGCGCUGCAGCGACCCUCCCAGAAGUCCACCGAGAAGAUCAUGGCGAUCGUGAACCCAAUCAUCAAGGACAUCCAGACCAGAGGAGACAAAGCCCUGCUCGAGUACACGCACAAAUUCGAAAAAGCCACCUCCCUGACAACUCCCGUGCUGAAGGCACCGUUCCCGGCGUCACUGAUGCAAUUGCCGCAAGAAACGAUUGACGCGAUCGACAUUUCGUACGAAAAUAUUCGCAAAUUCCAUGCCGCACAAAAAGAAGAGAAGCCGCUCGAAGUCGAGACGAUGCCUGGCGUGGUAUGCUCGCGUUUCUCACGACCAAUCGAACGAGUGGGAUUGUACGUCCCCGGAGGAACGGCAGUCCUUCCCUCAACAGGCCUGAUGCUUGGAGCUCCUGCACAAGUCGCUGGCUGCAAAAAGAUCGUCAUCGCCUCCCCUCCUCGCGCUGAUGGCUCGCUCACUCCGGAAAUUGUGUACGUCGCGCACAAAGUUGGUGCCGAAAGCAUCGUACUUGCCGGCGGCGCGCAAGCCAUUGCAGCCAUGGCGUAUGGCACGGAGCAAGUCAGCAAAGUCGACAAGAUUCUCGGGCCUGGCAAUCAGUUCGUGACAGCUGCGAAGAUGGUGGUCAGCAACGACACUACCGCGAACGUCAGCAUCGACAUGCCCGCCGGACCAUCGGAAGUGCUCGUCAUCGCAGACAAGACUGCUAACCCAGCGUUCGUCGCGAGCGACCUAUUAUCGCAAGCCGAACAUGGCGUUGACUCGCAAGUCGUCUGCAUCGCCGUUGAUCUGGAUGAGAACGAAGUGCAAGCGAUCGAAGAUGAACUCCACAAACAAGCCAUGGCGUUGCCGCGGGUGGACCUCGUGCGAGGCGCGAUCGAUCACUCCGUCACCUUGGUCGUCUCUUCCAUCAAGGAGGCAAUGGAGCUCAGCAACGCCUAUGCUCCAGAACAUUUGAUUCUGCAAAUUGCGGAUCCCCUCGCCGCCCGCGACAUGGUACAGAAUGCAGGCUCCGUCUUCCUCGGACAAUGGACGCCUGAAUCUGUCGGCGAUUACUCGGCCGGCGUAAACCAUUCUCUGCCCACCUAUGGCUAUGCGAAGCAGUACUCCGGAGUGAACCUGGGCAGCUACAUCAAGCACAUCACUAGCGCGAACUUGACUGCCCAGGGAUUGAAGAAUGUCGGCGGUGCGGUUAUGAGGCUUGCGGAGGUGGAGGAGUUGGACGCGCACAAGCGGGCUGUGAGUAUCCGCUUGAGUUAUCUGGAGCAACAAGGUGGGAAGGCAUGA
Molecule: messenger RNA, 2640 nt
Organism: Neohortaea acidophila
Lineage: Eukaryota; Fungi; Ascomycota; Dothideomycetes; Mycosphaerellales; Teratosphaeriaceae
Product: histidinol dehydrogenase-domain-containing protein
Exons: 1
Coding region: 1-2640 (879 amino acids)
Biological process (GO): L-histidine biosynthetic process
Cellular component (GO): cytoplasm
Molecular function (GO): phosphoribosyl-ATP diphosphatase activity; NAD binding; metal ion binding
Source: RefSeq, a predicted model, not a curated record